UGUUUGGGGGCCGAUAAUGGCGUUGUUCGGGUGCUGUCCGUAGAUUUCGUCAGCUGUUAAUUCGGAACAUAAGGCUAAAUAGACAUGUCAGCAUGCACUAAUUGAGAAGCCUGGUCAGUUGUACUUACGGAUUCUAAUAAAAAGGCCAUGGGUGCGCCGGCCUUUAUGAAGGAAUUCCGCGAGUUCAUGAACUUCAACAGCGACGGAGGCCUGUUCGGCGGCAGCACCCAGUCCCGGCUCGGCAGCUGCGAUAGCUGCCUGACCAAGUUCGGGCUGCUCAAGCGGCGCCACGCGUGUGACCAGUGCGGCACCGACUUCUGCGCAGCGUGCGUGCGUGGCCGGCGCUGCCCGCGAUGCCGGGCCCUGGCAGGUGGCCGGCCCGCACUGCUCGCCCUGCGACCGCGGGACCUGCGUGCUCUCCUGCGCGCCCGUGGCUUAGCGCCACCGCUGGGGGCUCGCGAGAAGGUCGAGCUCGUCGAUUUGCUUUUGCUGGAGUCCACUCCCCGUCCAGAUGCCUCCACAGGGAUCAAGGGUGGGUCAACCAGAAUGGCCAGGGCGGUCAGCUUGGACAGAGCACGUAGAAAGCCACGGUAUCCAGAACGACCUGAGCAGCGAGACUCUCCAGAGCGAGCGGAAAGGCAAGGAGAGCGAGUGGAAAUACCAGUACAGCCAGGGCCUACAGCCUAUGCUCCACCACCCCAAUGGGGUGGGCCAUUUCCUGGCAUGUCCUCCGAAGAGCCCAUUCCAGAACCCGCUGAGAGCAGCAGCAGUGACUCUAGAAAUGAUGCGGGAAUGUCACCGCAAUCAUCGGUUCCACGGUACGAGAUGGCUCUUGAGCAUUUUGAAAGCGUCGAUGAGCUGGGCCAGCUCACGGUGAUGCAGAUGAAGCUCAUGCUGACGCGCAACUUCGUCGACUAUCGCGGCUGUUGCGAGAAGGCGGAGCUGCUUGAGAAGUUGAGCUGGCUGUGGCAACAGAAACGCAAGCAUCAAGGAGAUGCACUGUGUGAAGAGGAUAUGUGCAAAAUCUGUAUGGAAGGAUGCGUGGACUGUGUGAUCCUGGACUGUGGCCACAUGUGCACAUGCACGGGAUGUGGAAAACAGUUGAGCGAGUGCCCCAUCUGUCGCCAGUUCGUCGUGCGUGUCGUGCACGUGUUCCGUGCGUGACCCCAGUGCAGACGGAAACGACAUAAAGCACCUGACAAUAUGCUGUGGUUCGGCAGUGAUAUAUGCCGAAGCGCAAGCACUCGCAAGGACACUAACAGCAGAGUCAUCAUUUCUGAAAGGGACAAACUUUCUCGUUGAUCAAAAUUUUAAUUCAAGUUGGUGUUGGAACUGCACAAGUUGUUACUGCCCAGGAGGUAGACCUCCUGAUAGCAGUUAUAAUUCUACCCAUGAUUAAUGUUAGUUUUCAUUCAGACAAACAGCAGCAGUGCUUUAAAUGCAUUUCUUGAUGACAACGAGGGCAGGCACACCAUCACUCUCUAUGCUAUCAGGCAGUAGAAGCUGGUUGCGUAGCCACAUUUCUGUGGGCUACCAUCCUAUUCUCCCAUUCAAUUACACAGCUCUAAGGUGUUUUCACUUGUUUCAUUGGUUGCCUCUUCUGGUCGGCCAGCCAGUGAUUGUGGUGGCAAAUCAGCACUCUGGAAUGGUGAAUGCAGACUGUGCACCCUUAUGUACAUGCUCUUGGUGCCUAUGCUCUUGGUGCUGUGCUACUGCUUUCCUUGAUUUUAUUGUGAUUUUGUGCAAUAUGAAGAGGAAUGCCUAAGGUAAAUAAGUAAAAACAAGUGAAAUGUUCUUUUACUGUGUGGAUGCUUCGCUUUAUUUUGUGACUUGCAUUGCUGUCUACCUGGCAAGACACAAGUCAGCCAUUCUAGUGUGUUCAGUUACUGGAAACUGCAGAGUUUUUCACUCUGUUACUAUUUGCAGUCUGCUGGAGUCAUUAAGCAUGCAUGGAAUGGUAAUGAUGGCUAGGUUUUACUAUCCUAGCCUUUGUGAUUUUGUGGUUCAGUAACAUAAAAUGUGACAGGCAAGAUGUCUUUAGCGAGUGUAAUUAUGGUAAUUGAAAGUAUGCAUUAAUGCAUGUGUGUAAAGAAGUAAUAUUUCCGAUUACCCAUUUGCUUUGUAAAGAGAUGCUGAAGCUGCUUAGCAUAAUGGAAUGCCUUCGGGUAUUUAGCCAUUUUUUUAUUUGCACUCAAGUAUAGUUCCUUUUGAGGUUUGUUUGUUUGUCUGCUGCAGUUGCCCAUAAGACUGCAAAUUUAUAUAUAGCUGAAAUACUGUAAAGUUACAAAGAGCUUAUUUUUGUGUUGAUUCUUCCUUUUCAUUGUUUGUCAAGUGAUAAUUGACUUUCACUUGAACUUUUUGCAGACAUGUCUUCAUUUGAAUAUUUACUGCACCUAGAGACACGGAAUCAUGGCAUAAACAGUGUUGAUUUAUCUGAAGCA
This is a messenger RNA of Rhipicephalus microplus (southern cattle tick), 2441 nucleotides long. Its product is annotated as E3 ubiquitin-protein ligase RNF34. Gene Ontology annotation, molecular function: ubiquitin protein ligase activity. Gene Ontology annotation, cellular component: plasma membrane; cytoplasm. NCBI's taxonomy places the organism in Eukaryota, Metazoa, Arthropoda, Arachnida, Ixodida, Ixodidae. The record is from RefSeq and is a predicted model, not a curated record. Gene Ontology annotation, biological process: negative regulation of extrinsic apoptotic signaling pathway via death domain receptors; proteasome-mediated ubiquitin-dependent protein catabolic process; protein K48-linked ubiquitination.